AUGCCUGUUCUCAAUGGAACACUGCACCUUAUCCACCAGGAAGAUAAUUCGCUGAGAUUUGAAAAUUUUGAACAAACGCUAGGCAAGGAGAUAUUCUGGAUGAAUCUUCGUGUUCGCAAGUACAACCGAACCAUGCCUGUUCUAAAUGGAACCAUGGAUCUUUAUCGUAUGGUAGACAAUUCGGUAGUGUUUAGUCUGGAUCUGUUCCAUAGUCGGUUGGGCAACCAGCAGUUUAACCAUUAUCCAAUGAAGCUGCCGACCCAGGGUUUGUGUAAUAUGCUGGAUCAUUUGUACGACAAUUUUCCCGAAUACACAGUAUGGAUAGUUAAUCUCCCAGCGCAGAAUGAGUGUCCCGUUACCGAGCGCCAGAUGCACGUCAUCGAUCGACCGUGUCCCGCUGACGCUUUGCCUCCGAUCCUUCCGACUGUAAUCGCGUCUAACAUGAUGUACGAAACCGCUGGACAAACGCUAGGCAAGGAGUAUUUGUGGUUUAAUUUCCGUGUUAGAAAAUAUAACAGUACUCUUGCUGUGCUAAACGGAACCGUGCACCUUAUGCACCAGCACGACAAUACGCUGAGAUUUAGCUUCGAUCUGUUUCAUAGCCGGCUGGGUAACCAGCAGUUCAACCACUACCCGAUGAAGCUGCCGACUCAGGGUUUGUGUGACUUGAUGAAUACCCUUUACGAAAAUUUUCCAGAACAGUUAGCAAAAUUAAAGAAUGUUCCGGCCAAAGAUGAGUGUCCGAUCAGUGCGCGGCAGUUUCACCUUAAGGAUGAUCCGAUACCAGCCGAUCUCUUUCCUCCUGUUUUUCCAAGAGGCUUAUGGAAGGGUGUGAUUCAUGCAUGGCUGAACGACACCGAGGUAGUCAGUUUCUACAUAGUUUGGAGUAUACAAGAUUGGUUGUAAUGAAAGUUAGAUUAUUUGGUA
Anopheles darlingi is the source of this 927-nucleotide messenger RNA. RefSeq lists its product as uncharacterized. The transcript has 5 exons. Bases 1 to 906 code for a protein of 301 amino acids. The record is from RefSeq and is a predicted model, not a curated record. Lineage: Eukaryota; Metazoa; Arthropoda; Insecta; Diptera; Culicidae.